GAAUAUAAAGCAAAUAUGAAAGUUGAAAGUUGAAAACCAACCCUUUUGUAUUUUAUUUCUUUGUUGCUCUUCCUAUCAUUCCAUUCUACUGUACAUUUUCCUUUACCACAUUCUCUCUCUUCUUUCAAUCCAAAGUGCACAAAAUAGUUUCCAAUGUUUUGAGAUGAAAAAGGUUGGUUUGGUUGGUUUUGUAGAGUAAUGAGAGAGUGACUGAGUGAGUUAAGUCACAGCACAUGGAAGAAGCAGAGAAGGAGUUAGAGAGAAGAAGCAAGUUUCUAAACAGUUUGAUACAGAACAAGAAGAAAGCAACACAACAACAACAACAACACCAACAAAAACAACAAGAUCAAGAACAAGAGCAAGAGAAACAACAACAUGAUAAAAACAGUAGCAUUCAUGUCAGAGCUUGUGACAUGUCUCUUACUUUGCAGAAACACGCCUUCCAAUGUGCACGUGACCAUCUUGAUUCUAAGCCAUCCAAGAAGAUUGACAGUAAACAUCUGGCAUUGGCCCUUAAGAAGGAGUUUGAUUCUUCAUAUGGACCAGCUUGGCACUGCAUUGUAGGAACUAGCUUUGGUUCCUAUGUUACACAUUCUGUUGGUGGUUUUUUGUACUUCUCCAUUGAUAAGGUUCAUGUCCUUCUCUUCAAGACAGCUGUUGCACCAUUGAACCAUUCAUAACCACCACAGCUAUAUGUUAUGCAUCCUUGACGAAAUUCAUUUCAAUAUUCUAAACUAGAUGAUAUGUAGAAUUAUAAAUCGCAACAUUUUACUGAUAUUUUGUCAUGUAUUUGAUGCACUUAUAUUUGAAAUUUUUCGCUAUUGCUUCGCACGAA
Messenger RNA from Lathyrus oleraceus (garden pea), 835 nucleotides. RefSeq lists its product as uncharacterized. The coding region runs from base 234 to 680 and encodes 148 amino acids. The record is from RefSeq and is a predicted model, not a curated record. Gene Ontology annotation, cellular component: cytoplasmic dynein complex. Gene Ontology annotation, biological process: microtubule-based process. The transcript is spliced from 2 exons. Lineage: Eukaryota; Viridiplantae; Streptophyta; Magnoliopsida; Fabales; Fabaceae. Gene Ontology annotation, molecular function: dynein intermediate chain binding.